GGGCGGGGGCCUGCCCGCUCGCGGGCUCGGCGCUCGGCUGGCGGGGCUGGCGCGCGGGCCGGCGGCGGCGUGGCGGUGACGGCGGCCGUGAGGCGCGCGGCGGCGGCAGGAUGGUGAAGCUCACGGCGGAGCUGAUCGAGCAGGCGGCGCAGUACACCAACGCCGUCCGCGACCGCGAGCUCGACCUGCGCGGUUACAAGAUCCCAGUUAUCGAGAACCUCGGUGCCACCCUGGACCAGUUCGACGCAAUCGAUUUCUCUGACAACGAGAUCCGCAAGCUGGAUGGGUUCCCUCUGCUGAGAAGGCUGAAGACUCUCCUGAUGAAUAACAACAGAAUUUGUCGGAUUGGUGAAGGACUUGAACAGGCCUUGCCCUAUCUCAGGGAGCUCAUUCUUACCAACAAUAACAUUGCUGAAUUGGGUGAACUGGAUCCGUUAUCAACUAUUAAAUCGUUGACUUAUCUGAGCAUUUUAAGGAAUCCUGUAACAAAUAAGAAGCAUUACAGAUUGUAUGUAAUCCACAAAGUUCCUCAGGUCAGAGUGCUGGAUUUUCAGAAAGUGAAACUCAAAGAGCGACAGGAGGCAGAGAAAAUGUUCAAGGGCAAACGGGGUGCACAGCUUGCAAAGGAUAUUGCCAGGAGAACAAAAACCUUUAAUCCAGGUGCUGGUCUGCCAACUGACAAGAAGAAGGCCGGGCCCUCCCCCGGGGAUGUGGAGGCAAUUAAGACUGCUAUAGCAAAUGCCACAACUUUGGCUGAAGUGGAGAGGCUGAAGGGCUUGCUGCAGUCCGGUCAGAUACCCGGCAGAGAACGAAAAUCAGGCCCCUCGGAGGAUGCUGAAGAGGAGAUGGAAGAAGACCCAGUUCCCAAUGGAUCUUAGGUCCUGCCUCGGUGCUGGGAGGCUGCGCGACGCCCUGUCGUCUGUCCGUGAAAACACUUCCCUGCUCACCCAGCGUUUUUCCUGGCACCAGGGGCUUCUGGAUCAGUCAGUGCUGGAGAUGCUGCGGGUGUUUGGGAAGGGCCAUUUUGUCCUUUUUCUUGCUGUACAUGUCACAGUUCAAUAAAUGAAUGUUGCCUUUUUCA
Dromaius novaehollandiae (emu) is the source of this 1081-nucleotide messenger RNA. It is a transcript of the gene SNRPA1, whose product is annotated as small nuclear ribonucleoprotein polypeptide A'. Lineage: Eukaryota; Metazoa; Chordata; Aves; Casuariiformes; Dromaiidae. Gene Ontology annotation, molecular function: protein binding; U2 snRNA binding. Gene Ontology annotation, cellular component: U2 snRNP. The transcript has 9 exons. Gene Ontology annotation, biological process: mRNA splicing, via spliceosome. The record is from RefSeq and is a predicted model, not a curated record. Bases 111 to 878 code for a protein of 255 amino acids.